AUGAGUUACAAUGAAUCAUUUAAGGCAAUGAGAGCGCGAACUCCUUUCGCCCUAUGGAAUGGACCAACCGUGGUUGCUUGGCUGGAGCUAUGGGUUGGUAUGCCUGCGUGGUAUGUAGCGGCUUGCCGUGCUAAUGUUAAGUCUGGCGCUAUAAUGUCUGCUCUGAGCGAUCAGGAGAUUCAACGAGAGAUUGGUAUCAGUAAUCCUUUGCACCGGCUGAAACUUCGAUUGGCCAUCCAGGAAAUGGUGGCCUUAACUUCUCCAUCGGCUCCACGAUGUGCGCGAAUGACGUUAGCGUUUGGUGAUAUGAACCACGAGUGGAUAGGAAAUGAUUGGUUGCCGAGUUUGGGCCUUGCUCAGUACAGAAAAGUUGACCAAAUUCAAAGUGAAGUAAUUUAUGACACAUCAACACCCUGCUAUUGCCACAAUGGUGUUUCAUGA
Cooperia oncophora is the source of this 441-nucleotide messenger RNA. NCBI's taxonomy places the organism in Eukaryota, Metazoa, Nematoda, Chromadorea, Rhabditida, Trichostrongylidae. The record is from the annotation of a GenBank genome assembly.